AUGGCCGAUCUGGACGCAAUGCUGGCCGCGUGCCUUGGUUUCGACAAUCAGGCGCGCAAGGCAGCCGAAAAGGCGCUGAAACAGCUGUCCGGCCACGCCGACUACGUGCCAGAGCUUUGUAAGCGGCUUGAGGCGGCGGACGCGCAGGUCCGCCAGCUGGCGGCCGUGCUGGUGCGCAAGGCGGUCAGCAAGCACUUCCCCAAGCUCCCGCCAGAGGCCCAGGCCCGCAUCCGUGCGCUGCUGCUGCAGCGGGUGGUGCAGGAGCCGCUGCACAGCGUGAGGCGCGCCAUCGCUGACGUAGCGGGCGCUGUCGCGCGCAUCGCGGUGCCCCUCAACCAGUGGCCGGCGGGGUGA
Molecule: messenger RNA, 354 nt
Organism: Monoraphidium neglectum
Lineage: Eukaryota; Viridiplantae; Chlorophyta; Chlorophyceae; Sphaeropleales; Selenastraceae
Exons: 4
Coding region: 1-354 (117 amino acids)
Biological process (GO): protein import into nucleus
Cellular component (GO): cytosol; nuclear envelope
Molecular function (GO): small GTPase binding
Source: RefSeq, a predicted model, not a curated record